ACUAUAUUGUAGACCGUAGUAACUAUAUUAUAGUAUUACGAUUUACGGUUCGCCGGGAGGCCCGGCAAUGGGUAGAUUAUUUUGCGUUCUUAGAAUGUUUUUAUUGCUCUUCGCGUCGUCGUUCCCCGAUAAUGACGAUUGUUUCGAGUCCACCGAACGUACGCGUCAAUUAAAACGACCAAUAAUUACACCGACGUGCAAUUACGCGUCGACUGCAGCUACAACAGUGCUAUGGAAUAAUAAUAUCCCCUUUAUCUAAUAAUAAUAACAUAUUAUUAUUGAAUUAUUAUGUAUUUGUGAUAAAAAUCUAGCCGCAGCUGAUUUUUCAAUAAAUUUUUAGUACGCCAAAUUGUUGAUAAUAAAUAAUAAUAUUUGUUCCUUGAGUGUUUAAGUAGUGCUAUUUUGUGUCCUAAGUCCUAACUAAUCUAGUACCUACCUACCUACCUACCGAGGGAAGGCGUUGCGAAACGAUGGUGAAAACUCAAAAUACUAAGUUGAACUUCCGUCAUUGAACAGUCCAAUUGAAUCAGAAACCACGCUUCGAAUGACACAACAGCCCGACAGGUGUCGGCUGGACGACAAAAACACAAAUUUAUUGAUGUUCAAUGAUCAACGUAUAUAGUAUGGACGAUGAAACGGAUCUCGGAAAAUCGCUGGCUUCAAACCAAGAUUGUUCACCAAAUAGCUCAUCUAGUUUGUCCAAAUCGGAGAUGAUGUCCGGGAAUCAAAUGCUUGAUAACUGGUUGGGUCUAAGUGUACAUUGCACAACCUCUAUUGAAGAUUUGUGUGAUGGAGAUUUGGAACAACCAGACACGGACCAAUCACCAUCAACUUCUGGACUGACAUACGAUUUAUCAACAUUUCCAAAAACAACAUCAGCAAUGACUAUGUUUUAUCCACAUUUAAAUGGUUAUGACAUUCACCCAUUGCUUUUGAAUCAAAAACGACGGAAUCAAAUGGAAUCGUCAUUCUUAGAUCCAUUAAAUUUACCGCCACAUCCUCUUAUGCCAGAUGUUCCGCGUCAAAUGAUUCAUAAAAAUAAGGCUCGUCCAAAAGUAUCUCAUAGGCGAUCCGAUUUUGCAAAUAUCCAGUCAUCAAAUUUUGAACAACCUUUAAUUGUCGAUACAGAAAAAUAUCAUCGUAAGUCGUUUUAUUGUCUGGCAUGUAGUAAAACGUUUAAAUUCCAAACAUCACUGUUGCGACACAAUAACAAGGUGCACAUUAGCAAGUACCAAUGUCAAUCAUGUCAUCGUGUUUUUUCAAGGCAGGCAUAUCUUGAUGUGCACACAUCUAAACAGGGAAGUUCAUGUUACCUGGGUAAUGGGUAUGCCAUUGCAAAGUCAAAAAAAUAAUUGUUUUCUUUGUGGAAGAUAUAGUUGUUUAACCAAAAAUAAUAUAAUACUUAUAGAGUAGAAUAAGUUCAAAUCUUCACUUGUGAAGUGUGUCUCAGAGAUAAAUGAAAAAUUUGUUAUGAGUUCACUGUUUAUUGUUUGCUAUAUUUAUUGUUUAUAGAUUAAAUUUAUUUAAAAAUUAAUAAAUAAUCAUGAAACAUUUAUUCUAGUCAGAGAACAGCCCGUUCUAGUCUGUUCAGUAGUUCAUUCAUAUUGGCAUUAAAACAUUUAUUAUUAUUUAUCAUAACUCUGGAAAUAAUUGUAUAUCAAGAUUUAUAACAUAAUAAAUAACGAAUGCUUCAGUAAUUUAACAUAUUUAUAUAUAAAUAUCAAUUGAUAAAUGUAUAAUUCAUUAUUAAAUUAUGCUCUGUACGGAAUGUUUCAAAAUGUGCUGUAUUGCAAUAUUUGUAAGAUUCAUAUUAUAUUAUAGGGAAGUUUAGACUGACUAUUUUUGAAUUAACAAAACAAAAAUUUUCCAUAUGUGUAGUGUGCUCAUAUAUUUAUUUAUUGUUAUACACUACAUACUUCUCUAUUUUACUUUUAUAUGUAUAAAAAUUGGUAAUGAACCAAAAUUGAUAAAUCAUUCAUUCCUUGAUACCAAAAUAAGCAAUUAUUGAUACCAAAAAACAUUUAUAGACGAGCUUAUUAUAAUUUCCUAAAAAAUUUAAUAUUUUUACACUGUCAAAAUAAAAAAACUUAUUUUUCUACUUUUUAAUUAUUUUAAUUAUUACAUAUUGUUAAUUAAUCAUUAAGUGUUAAUACUAAUCAUAACCUGUGAUUUAAAAAGAAAUUUUUGUUAUACACAACUGUUGAAAAUUUGUCAUUUAUAUAACUCAUUAAUAGCUAUUAUUGAAUUCUAAAAAAAAGACAUCAUCAAUUAUAUUUUUAUAUACAUAUUAUAUAAUAAUAAUUUACUACCCAAAAUAAAUUUUUAUGUUUCCUAAAAUGUAAACUAUUAAAUUAUGUUCAAAACUAUUUUUUAGUUUAUUUAGGAAUAAAUGAAAAUAAAAUAUUUGAUUGUUUUAUUUUGUUAAUGACUUGGGAAAAUUUUAAAAUUGAUUUUUUUUUCAUAAGUUACUUUGAACAUAAUAUUAAGUUAUAUAAUAUUGUAUAACUAUUAUUGUUUUAUUAUUAUGUUAUUAAAUAUUUAAAUGUAUGUAA
Messenger RNA from Rhopalosiphum padi (bird cherry-oat aphid), 2552 nucleotides. RefSeq lists its product as uncharacterized. The coding region runs from base 606 to 1352 and encodes 248 amino acids. The record is from RefSeq and is a predicted model, not a curated record. Lineage: Eukaryota; Metazoa; Arthropoda; Insecta; Hemiptera; Aphididae. The transcript is spliced from 4 exons.